This is a messenger RNA of Lachancea dasiensis, 1836 nucleotides long. Lineage: Eukaryota; Fungi; Ascomycota; Saccharomycetes; Saccharomycetales; Saccharomycetaceae. The record is from the annotation of a GenBank genome assembly.
AUGCCAGUCAACCUUCGCAAAGACAGUCGCAGCGCGCUAUCUGUAGACAUUGAUGCUUUGAGGUCUAUUAGCGCCAGUCGCAGGCCCUCAGGAGCGGCCCCCAAUGUUGUGGUAGCCAGUUCACCAGGUCAGCACGUUGCAGACGCCGUGUCUCGCCAUUUGGUCAGUGCUUCCGACUCUGCAGAUGCAGCGUCUUUCAACCCUUUGCAUCUGCUCGGAGGAGAUAUCACCCGGGAGCUUUACCGUUGGCAAGACCAAAACCAGGAUGAGGCGGUCGAAGGACAGCAAAUUCGCUCCGAGAUGCCCAAACAUCGCCGGUCGGCUAGUUUUUCAGGCAGUGUGAUGUCGCAUAGCUCCAUCCCAAACACUGAAAUGUCGGCAGAACAAAUGCGAGCUCCACAAGGCUUCAGACGUAGCUUUUUGGUUACCAAGAGUUUACAAGAAAACGGGGACAUUCCCGUUUUCAGUGCUCGUAAUUUCUACGAGUUCCUCACCCUGUAUGGACAUUUUGCCGGGCAGGAUCUGAGUGAAGAUGAGGAUGAAGAUUUGGAUAAAACGCACCCUGUAGAGGAAGAUGAGGAAACGGCGCUGUUAGGCGAGAGUCCUGCUAAAAGACGUGCUGCCAUACGCGCGAUGCGCCGCGGAGCUCACAAAUCCUCCACUUUGAAGGCGGUCCUGCUAUUGUUGAAGUCAUUUAUCGGGUCGGGUGUUUUAUUUCUACCUCGUGCAUUCCAUAACGGCGGGUGGGCUUUCUCUUCGUUCUCUCUGCUUACGUGCUGCCUCUUAUCGUAUCACUGUUUCAUUCUUUUGAUCAAUACCAAGAACAAGCUGAAAGUCAAUGGCUAUGGUGACUUGGGGGGCGCAAUUUACGGUCGCCACAUGGAAAAUGCCAUUUUGGGAUCCAUCGUUUUGUCGCAAAUUGGGUUUGUGGCUGCUUACACUGUCUUCACUGCAACUAACCUUCAGGUUUUCUUCGCAAAUGUGUUUGAAUGGGAAUCCUCAGUGACAUUCUGGAUUUUAGUGCAACUGCUUUUCAUAACUCCCUUGUCGCUUACCAGAAACAUUUCCAAACUAAGUGGAACUGCGUUAAUUGCGGACCUUUUCAUCUUUUUUGGACUCACAUAUGUCUACUACUACUGCGGUACAUAUGUCGCUGCGCAUGGGAUUGCCUCUGAGACAAUGCUAGUUUUCAAUAAAAAUGAUUGGACAUUGUUCAUUGGCACUGCAAUCUUCACUUACGAAGGCAUAGGGCUUCUUAUCCCAAUUCAAGAGUCGAUGAAGCAUCCAGAAAAAUUUAACAAAUGUUUAUUCGGGGUCAUGGCCUCGGCAGGGGUUGUUUUUAUCUCCUGUGGAUUUCUGUGCUACUCGGCUUUUGGCGAGGAGGUCAAGACUGUCAUUCUACUGAACUUUCCUCGCGACUCAGGGAUGACUACGAUGGUACAAUUACUGUAUGCCUUGGCGAUUUUACUUUCGACUCCUUUACAGUUGUUUCCCGUCAUUAGAAUUCUGGAAACAAGCAUUUUCCCCAAAGACGCCUCGGGAAAAUACAAUCCCCGUGUCAAAUGGCUCAAGAACUAUUUUAGGAUAGCAGUCGUUAUCAUGAACUUGACCAUUGCUUGGUUAGGGGCAAAUGACCUAGAUAAAUUCGUAUCUCUGGUGGGGAGUUUUGCCUGUGUGCCUCUCAUUUACGUGUAUCCGCCAAUGCUGCACCUACAAGCGUUUCGCAAUGGCGGAGCUUCAAAGCUGUCAUUGGUAUCUGAUAUGCUGAUCGCCAUAUUUGGCGUUUGCGUCAUGGUCUACACCACUUAUCAAGCAGUCUAUCUGUGGUUUUCCUGA